CGCGAAUCGGCUUUUGCUCCAUCCGCUGCGUCGUCCAGCGAAUGCCGCAAUACAGUAUUGAACGAGCCACAGAACCAUUCGUACAUCGACACCGUGCGAGCUUGGGUGUGUAUACCAGCCCAUCCACCCACCUUGCCCUGUCUGCGUAGCCACAUCGCGACCAAUGGUUCUAGCUUGUUUCGAGCGAAGGAAACCCUUUGUGCCGAACAAGCUUGUGCAUGCAUCAUCAUUGUGCUGGCAGCAUGCAGCGAGCCUGUCUUUCGCGGGGGAAGGGAAUCGCCCCGGCUCUGAAACACCCUCUUUUCUUUGCUUUAACACACCCUUCCCUUCAAAUUUUUUCCACUCGGAAAUGCCAUGUAGCGUAGCCUUUUGGCCUUUCCAUCCCCUGAGCGGAGACCCAAAAUUGCAUGACAUUUUAAAAAGAGUCUCUCUGGCCCUCUUGGCACCCGGCAAGUCCGAGCUUGACCUUCACGAGUGGACGGCUGAGAACAACGUGAAUCAUGCAAUGAUGAUUACAGCGAUAAGAAGAACGAAUGAAUUAACUUGAUCCCGACCACUCGCAUCGCGACGAACUGCGGGUCCAGGGGGGAACUCCCUCUCUUU
Messenger RNA from Verruconis gallopava, 603 nucleotides. RefSeq lists its product as uncharacterized. Lineage: Eukaryota; Fungi; Ascomycota; Dothideomycetes; Venturiales; Sympoventuriaceae. The transcript has a single exon. Bases 164 to 547 code for a protein of 127 amino acids. The record is from RefSeq and is a predicted model, not a curated record.